Messenger RNA from Arachis ipaensis, 792 nucleotides. The record is from RefSeq and is a predicted model, not a curated record. NCBI's taxonomy places the organism in Eukaryota, Viridiplantae, Streptophyta, Magnoliopsida, Fabales, Fabaceae.
AUGACUUCUAACUUGAAGUUGACAUCCACAGAUGGUGUGCCAUUUGAGCAUGUGAGCCUGUACAGAUCUGUUGUUGGAAGCCUCCAAUACCUCACUGUCACCAGGCCUGAAAUUGCGUUCUGCGUCAACAAAGUCUGCCAAUUUAUGCAAGCUCCGCUGGAUAAGCAUUGGAAGGCGGUAAAGCGUAUCCUCAGGUAUCUGCAAGGCACAAGGACCAUGGGGCUUCAUCUGCGCAAAGCUACUGAGUUGAUCCUUACAGGAUAUACUGACUCUGAUUGGGCCUCAGACAUUGAGGAUCGCAAAUCCACUGCUGGCUAUUGUGUCAUGUUUGGGCCGAACCCUGUUUCUUGGUGCUCAAAGAAGCAGGCUGCAGUAUCUCGUUCCAGCACAGAGGCUGAGUACCGUGGCAUUGCCAAUGUGGUAGCCGAGCUGCUCUGGAUUCGAAAUCUACUUGGUGAAAUUCACAUUCUUGUACCUACCCCCAAAGUGUAUUGUGACAAUGCAGGUGUUGUGUUAAUGUCCGCAAAUCCUGUGCUUCAUUCUCGCUCAAAGCAUUUUGAGAUUGAUCUCCAUUUGGUGCGAGACCAUGUAGCCAAAGGGCGAGUCCAGAUUCAUCAUAUCCCUGGAGAUGCUCAAAUUGCCGAUGUCAUGACUAAGGCAGUAAGCUCCUCAUGGUUUGCAACUUUUCGAUCCAAACUCAAGAUUGAGCAACCUCAAUCGUUAAGUUUGAGGGGGAAUGACAGGAUAAUAGAACAGAAUAACAGAAGUUUGUUAGAGUCACUUAGCAAUUAG